Messenger RNA from Chelmon rostratus (copperband butterflyfish), 2175 nucleotides. It is a transcript of the gene pgm3, whose product is annotated as phosphoglucomutase 3. The transcript is spliced from 13 exons. Gene Ontology annotation, biological process: carbohydrate metabolic process; UDP-N-acetylglucosamine biosynthetic process; hemopoiesis. The coding region runs from base 60 to 1700 and encodes 546 amino acids. NCBI's taxonomy places the organism in Eukaryota, Metazoa, Chordata, Actinopteri, Chaetodontiformes, Chaetodontidae. Gene Ontology annotation, molecular function: phosphoacetylglucosamine mutase activity. The record is from RefSeq and is a predicted model, not a curated record.
GAGAAGCAGGAAGCGUUUCAUUGCCGACACGUCACUUCUCAUCACCCACGAAGCAAAACAUGAUGGCCCAGUUUCAGGAAGUAUCAAAGCAGUCCAGUCUGCACCCGAAGCCUGCAGGGUUGGUUUUGCAGUAUGGCACCGCUGGCUUCAGGACCAACGCCAAACAACUGGACCACAUCAUGUUCAGGAUGGGACUGCUGGCCACUCUCCGCUCCAAAAAGACCAAAAACACCAUCGGAGCCAUGGUCACUGCAUCGCACAACCCGGAGGAGGACAACGGGGUGAAGCUGAUUGACCCAUUGGGGGAGAUGGUGACACCGACAUGGGAGGGCUACGCCACUCAGCUGGCCAACGCUGAGCAGGAAGACUUGCUCGCUGCUCUGCAGGACGUUAUAGAGAAGGAGACCAUAAACAUGAGUCAGGAGGCUAAUGUGUUUGUGGGAAAAGACACCAGGAGCAGCAGUGUCCGCCUUUCACAGGCAGUAAUGGAUGGAGUAUCUGCACUUGGUGGUCACAGCAAAGACUAUGGUUUGGUGACCACCCCACAGCUCCACUACAUUGUCUGCUGUCAGAACACACAGGGUAAAUAUGGAGAAGCCACAGUGGAAGGAUAUUAUGAGAAACUCUGCCAAGCCUUCAUCCAGCUCACAAAGAGUGCAUCCAAUUGUACAGAUGACCAGAAGCACCUCUCUGUGGAUGGUGCUAAUGGUAUUGGGGCUCUAAAGGUGCGAGAGUUGGAGAGUCACCUGAACAAGGAGCUGCAUAUAUCGCUGUUUAACGACGGCAGCAACGGAAAGCUCAACCACCAGUGCGGGGCUGACUUCGUCAAAGUGCAGCAAAAUCCUCCAUCAGGCGUUCAGAUUAGCCCAGGGGAGCGUUGCUGCUCCUUUGACGGCGACGCUGACCGAAUAGUUUACUACUACACCGACUCUGAAGGGCGGUUUCACCUGCUGGAUGGAGACAAAAUCGCUACCCUCAUCAGCACCUUCCUGAAAGAGCUGCUCCAACAGGCUGGUCUAGACUUGAAGAUAGCAGUGGUGCAAACAGCCUACGCUAACGGAAGCUCAACGCACUAUCUGGAAAACACUAUGAAGGUAAUAGUGAGGUGCACUAAAACUGGAGUGAAGCACCUUCAUCACGCAGCGCAGGAGUUUGAUAUUGGUGUGUACUUCGAGGCCAAUGGUCACGGGACUGUGUUGUUCAGUAAGGCGGCUGAGGAGAAGAUCCAGCAGGUAGCAGAGAACCCCGACACCGACGACAAGAGGAAGAGAGUGGCUGUCCUGCUGCAGAACACUAUUAACGUCAUCAACCAGACUGUAGGAGAUGCCAUUUCUGACAUGCUGCUGAUUGAAGCCAUAUUAGCCAUCAAGGGUAUGACUAUCCAGCAGUGGGAUGCCAUCUACAGCGACCUGCCAAACAGGCAGCUCAAAGUCAAGGUGUCGGACCGCAGGGUGAUAGACACGACAGAUGCAGAGAGACGGGCAGUGAGCCCAGCGGGCCUGCAGGAGGCCAUUGACAGUUUAGUGAAGAAGUACAGACAGGCCCGCUCCUUCGUGAGACCCUCCGGCACAGAGGACGUGGUGAGAGUUUACGCCGAGGCCGAGACACAGGAGAGCGCUGAUGAGCUGGCACAUGAAGUCAGCCUUGCAGUUUACCGUCUCGCUGGAGGAGUCGGGGGUGAACCAAAACCAUUGCACUAGAAACGCACACAGCGUUGACCAAUCAGCUCAUGCUUUUUGAAUGCAAUCUAAUGAUAAUUUUCUGAAGUAGCAAUCUUUUCGUUGAGGUGCCAAAUUAUUUUGUACUGGAAGCUGCACUCGGCACUUCACUCAAGAUUUCUAUGUCUUUGUGUUUGUCUGUGUAGAGAUUAGGGAAAUACUGGAGAUUUUAUACUACUUUUAUUACUACUCUUGGCUUGUUAUUGGUUUCUAUUUAAUACGAAUACGCUACUUUACUGUAUAUAUGCCAUAAUUAAAACAUCAGUUUUCACGGAUGAGUUUCAAUUAAAUUUUGUUUUUCAUGUAACUUCCUCCUAAAUGGAUUUGAACCAUUACUGCGUGUAAUAUCUUUGCUUAUGGAGACAGUGAAAUCACAAGUUCACACAAGGGGAGAUGUGGCAAUUGUAUUUCCCUUUAAUGCCAGUUGUAGCUUUUGUUUAAAUAAUAAAUGCUAAAG